UGGAAAACUAGGUUUUGCUAAUUAAAAUAACAUGAGUUAAGAGUAUACAAGCUCAGGGGUAGAGUGCUUGCUGAAACUAAAUCUCUGGAUUAAAUCCCUAUCACCAGUGAAAUCACAUAGAGACACAUGAACAUACAUAAUAAAAUUAUUUUAAUUUUUUUUCCUAGGCUUAUGAACAUGAAGCAGUCAUUAUGGAGAAAAUAAAAUUUUGAGGAACUUUUCUGUCACCAGUGGCACAGCAAUAAUCCAUCCAUCUUGUGUAUGUAUCACUGUUAAGCUUUCUUUGGUUGUUGUUAUUCAGCUUAGUAAUGAAGCCACCAUUAUGUCCUCAGUCAGCGAAGUAAAUGUUGAUAUUAAAGAUUUCCUAAUGAGCAUAAAUUUGGAACAGUAUCUCUUACGUUUCCAUGAGUUUGGUUUUUAUACAGUGAAGGACUGUACAUCAAUAAAUGAUAGCGUGCUACACAAAAUCGGAAUAUCACCUACGGGACACCGUAGGAGGAUACUGAAACAGUUACAGAUAAUCUUGUCAAAAAUGCAAGAAAUCCCCAUAUAUGCAAAUGUUCAUAAGACAAAGAAUGUUGAUCAUUCGAAAGAGCACCACCCUGCUCCCUCUCCAGAUAAGAACACCUGCAUAGAACCUUUGGUUUCUGGGAAUAAUCAACCACCUGACUUGACAAAGCUGGAACCUGUUGCAAAGAAUUCCACUCCAAAUGACAUUACUAGGCUGGAGAGUCCUCAGAUUCCUACAUCGGAUGAUAAGCUAUCUCUUUCUAAAUAUGACUUGCCUAUUCCAGAAGAUGAAGUACACCAGAAUUUGAGUUCCUCUCAGGAUACUUUAUUUGGUAGUGAAAAUAAUGAAAUAGAUUCUUUGGUGUCAAAGAAGUCUGUGGAUUAUACAAAUGAACAACAAGCUGGAAAGGUUGAUUCUGUAUCAGAAAAUUUGAGUGAAUGUCCUUAUCCAGAUCCCGAAUGUCUUCCUCCCAUUGACUACUCAACAUCAGAAGCAGAUCCUGAAAAUGGAACCAAUGGUUUGUCAGGAUGCUCACCGCCAGCCCCUUUCUUUGAAUUUCAAGGAGAAAUGGUUAUCAAUGAUUUGUACAUUCCCUCUUCUCCAAUCCUGUCACCUAUGAGAAGUCGAAGCAAAUUGGUUUCUAGACCUUCUCGAUCUUUUAUGCUAAGACAUCGGCCUGUACCAGAGAUUCCAGGGUCAACAAAAGGAAUUUCAGGAAGCUAUUUCCGUGAGAGAAGAACUGUUACUUCCCCACCUGGAAAACCUGUGACACUGAAAAAUUCAAAUGAGGAGAAUUCAUCUUCCAUCUUUCCUUAUGGAGAGACAUUUCUCUUCCAAAAUCUAGAAAAUGCCAAGAAGAGAUCUAUAAGGAAUGAAUUUUGGACUAAAGAAAAAGAGGAAGCAACUAUUCCAAGGAAUUCUUUUUUAAUCAGAUCAAGCAUCUAUGAUAAUAGGAAGGAGAAAAUCAGUGAAGACAAAGUAGAAGAUAUUUGGAUACCUCGAGAGGAUAUAAAUAAUUUUCCAGGUGACUCUGCUUCUGAAUCAGAAUACUCAACAGUAGAAGAAUGCUUUCAGAGCUUAAAAAGAAAAAAUUCAAAGGCAUCUAAGUCUAAGACCCCCAAACCACUAAAUUCAGACCCUGUAAACAGGCACAGUUAUCCUUUAAGCUCAACAAGUGGAAAUGCUGAAUCAUCAACCAUUUCCUCAAAUGCCAUCUCUCCUUAUGCCUGCUUUUAUGGGUCUUCUCCAAUGAAGGUUAAAGCUGGAUGGCUAGACAAGCUCUCUCCUCAAGGAAAACGCAUGUUUCAGAAGAGAUGGGUGAAAUUCGAUGGCCUUACCAUUUCUUAUUUCAAUAAUGAAAGGGAGAUGUAUUCAAAGGGAAUUAUUCCCAUCUCUGCCGUUUCUACAGUACGAGUUCAAGGAGACAAUAAAUUUGAAGUUGUUACAACACAAAGAACUUUUGUUUUCAGAGUAGAAAAAGAAGAGGAGAGAAAUGACUGGAUCAGCAUAUUACUAAAUGCACUGAAAUCACAGUCUCUUACUUCCCAGUCUCAAGUUGCUGUUGUACCUGAGAAAUGCGGAUAUCUUGAACUAAGAGGAUAUAAAGCUAAAAUUUUUACUGCAUUAAAGGGAAGUAGUGUGUGGCUUUGCAAAAAUGAACAGGAUUUUAAGAGUGGACUUGGUAUUACUAUAAUUCCUAUGAAUGUUGCCAAUGUAAAACAAGUAGACAGAACUGUCAAACAAUCUUUUGAAAUAAUCACUCCCUAUAGGAGUUUCAGCUUUACAGCCGAGUCCGAAAAAGAGAAACAAGACUGGAUUGAAGCUGUGCAGCAAUCGAUCGCAGAAACUCUUUCUGAUUAUGAAGUAGCUGAGAAGAUUUGGUUCAAUGAGUCCAACAGGAGCUGUGCAGAUUGUAAAGCCCCAGAUCCUGACUGGGCUUCUAUCAAUCUCUGUGUUGUCAUCUGCAAGAAGUGCGCAGGACAACAUAGAUCUUUGGGACCAAAAGAUUCCAAGGUUAGAAGUCUAAAAAUGGAUGCCAGCAUUUGGAGCAAUGAACUCAUUGAGCUUUUUAUUGUCAUUGGAAACAAAAGAGCAAAUGACUUUUGGGCUGGAAACCUUCAAAAGGAGGAAGAAAUACAUAUGGACUCACCCGUAGAAAAGAGGAAAGACUUUAUUACUCAGAAAUACAAAGAAGGGAAGUUUAGGAAGACCCUAUUGGCAUCGCUCACCAAAGAAGAAUUAAAUAAGGCUCUGUGUGUUGCUGUGGUGAAACCUGAUGUGCUGGAGACAAUGGCCUUGCUGUUCAGUGGAGCUGAUGUCAUGUGUGCCACUGGAGACCCUGCGCACAGCACCCCCUACCUGCUGGCCAAGAAGGCUGGCCAGAGCCUACAAAUGGAGUUUCUCUACCAUAACAGAUUCUCAGAUUUCCCUCAACAUGAUGUUCACCCUGAGGGUGGGUUAGGUCCAGAGACCACUGUGCAGCCCACAUUUCUUUGUGACUUCUUAUAUCAGGCACCUGCUGCUGCUUCCAGAGUCUCCUCAGAGAAAAAGAUGCUCGAAGAGACAAAUAAAAAAUGGUGCAUUUUAGAAGGAGGCUUUUUGAGUUACUAUGAAAAUGAUAAAUCUACCACACCUAAUGGCACCAUUAACAUCAAUGAAGUUAUCUGCCUGUCUAUACAUAAAGAAGACUUCUAUUUAAAUACUGGGCCUAUUUUCAUCUUUGAGAUCUACUUACCCUCAGAACGUGUGUUUUUAUUUGGAGCUGAAACAACUCAAGCUCAAAGAAAAUGGACAGAGACAAUAGCCAAGCAUUUUGUUCCCUUUGUUGCUGAAAACUUAACAGAAGCUGACUAUGAUUUGAUUGGUCAACUCUUCUACAAAGAUUGCCAAGCCCUGGACCAGUGGAAAAAAGGCUGGUUCGCUAUGGACAAAUCUAGUUUGCGCUUUUGCCUUCCAAUGCAAGAAGCUCAGGAGGAUAGGAUGCACUUAAGAAGACUGCAAGAGCUGACCAUCAGCACAGUGGUUCAAAAUGGAGAAAAAUUGGAUGUGUUGCUCUUGGUAGAAAAAGGAAGAACAUUAUACAUCCAUGGGCAUAGCAAGUUGGAUUUCACAGUCUGGCGUACUGCAAUUGAAAAAGCAGCAGGUACAGAUGGUAAUGCACUACAGGAUCAGCAGCUCAGCAAAAACGACGUCCCCAUUAUUGUGAACAGCUGUAUAGCAUUCGUUACGCAGUAUGGUUUAGGAUGCAAAUAUAUCUACCAAAAGAAUGGUGAUCCUUCGCACAUAAGCGAACUCCUGGAUAGUUUCAGAAAGGAUGCUAGAAGCUUUAAACUGAGGGCUGGGAAACAUCAGCUUGAAGACGUGACUGGCGUGUUGAAGAGUUUUCUCUGUGACAUUGAUGAUGCCCUUCUUACCAAGGAGCUCUAUCCAUACUGGAUCUCUGCCUUAGAUACACAGGAUGAUAAGGAAAGAACUAAAAAAUAUGGAGCAUUUAUACGUACUCUUCCAGGGGUCAACAGAGCAACACUCGCAGCUGUAAUAGAACACCUGUACAGGGUUCAGAAAUGCUCAGAAAUCAAUCACAUGAAUGCCCAUAAUUUGGCCUUGGUUUUUUCAUCCUGUUUGUUUCAAACUAAGGGACAAACUAGCGAAGAAGUAAAUGUAAUUGAGGACCUAAUUAAUAAUUAUGUUGAAAUAUUUGAGGUUAAAGAAGACCAAGUGAAACAAAUGGACAUAGAAAAUAGCUUUAUUACCAAGUGGAAAGACACUCAAGUUUCCCAGGCUGGAGAUUUGCUGAUUGAAGUGUAUGUUGAAAGAAAGGAACCUGACUGUAGUAUUAUAAUUCGGAUAUCUCCUGUGAUGGAAGCAGAAGAAUUAACUAGUGAUAUAUUAGCAAUAAAAAAUAUAAUUCCAACAAAAGGUGAUGUUUGGGCCACAUUUGAAGUUAUUGAAAAUGAAGAGUUAGAACGCCCUCUUCACUACACUGAAAAUGUGUUGGAGCAGGUGCUUCGGUGGAGUUCAUUAGCUGAACCUGGCUCUGCUUAUCUUGUGGUGAAGAGAUUCUUAACCGCUGACACAAUUAAACCCUGCAGAGAUAAAAGCAUCAAAGAAGGAGUCUUGAAAAUCAAAGAAGAGCCCUCUAAAAUUCUGUCUGGAAAUAAGUUUCAAGAUCGCUAUUUUGUUUUACGAGAUGGACAUCUCUUUUUUUACAAGGAUUCGAAGAGUACUAAACCGGACAAAAUGUUUUCUCUCAGUUCAAUGAAGUUUUAUCUUGGUGUGAAAAAGAAAAUGAAGCCACCUACCAGUUGGGGACUGACUGCAUGUUCUGAAAAACAUCACUGGCACCUAUGUUGUGAUAGUGCACAAUCCCAGAUUGAGUGGAUGGCAAGUAUCUUUCUUGCUCAGCAUGAAAAUGAUAUAUGGCCACCAGCGGGAAAGGAACGAAAACGUUCAAUAACCAAAAAUCCCAAAAUUGGGGGUUUACCUCUCAUUCCCAUUCAGCCUGUAAAAAAUGCAACCCAAGCCCGGAGGAAUAUUGAGAGUGCAAGAGCAGAACUUGAAAGGCUGAGGCUCAGUGAAAAGCGCGAUCGAGAGUCCAUGGACCCAAGCCUGAAGGACAGAGCUUCCAUUGUGGCCCAGUGCCUGGAACACAAGGACGAUAAACUUCGAAAUCGCGCCAGAAAGCAUCGGAGUUUCAACUGCCUGGAGGACACAGAGACUGAACUCUCACAUGGACUACAAAAAAGCUGCCGAGGAAUAAAGACAUUGAGGAAGACAGAUGACAGGAAUGGCAAAGCAACUUUGGACCCUGAUCAUAAGUUACCGUCAAAGGUAAUUGAAGAACUUAGUGUGGUUCUACAACGGUCAAGAACCCUCCCAAAAGAGUUGCAGGGCGAACAGAUUUUACAGAAAGAAAUCAAAUGAAUAACCCCACAAAUUAUUUUUUAAUGUUGCAUUACAGUGCUUGUGUGUAAAACAGACACGAAACUGUAAGAAGAUUACAGAGUUUAUCUGUAGACAAAUUUGUCUGUGCUUUAAGAAAUUUGCCUGUCUAUACGUAUGCAUUUAAAAGAACAUUUUAAAAUAUGUAUAUAUGGGAUGAAUUGUAAGAUUAACUUUAUUUUUGUCUGAAGAAUGCUUGUAAAUGUCAAGUGUAUUAACUUUAUGUAAGAAGGCCUUGGGUUGCUUUAGGUGGCCAACCCUUUUAAAGUACUUAACUAUUAAAUGGAAUAAGUUAUGAAUAGAAAUCUCAAACUGUACUGUACUGUAUAAAAUGCUGUGUUUAAAGGAAGCCUAUGAAACUGUAUGUAACAUUUUUCACUUUGAGAAGCCAUGUACAUGAAUUUACCACAUGUUAGGUUUUCAUUGGGCCCACCUUAGGGAAAAGAGAGAGAAAUAAGUUAAAAAGAGUGAGGAUUUUUUUUUUCCCCUCAGUGAUUGCCUAGCAAACAACUGGGAUUUAAACAACAAUGAAAAGGCAAAAAGUUAGCCAAUGUCCUGCCUUCCCAGGAAGUGAACUAAGAUGCCUGCUAGUUCACUAAGGACUGGAACUUAUUAAGGACAAAAUGCUUGCUAAAGAAAUAGCCUUGUGACAGUGUUUCCCAGGGGGAACAGGGCCCAUGGGAAUAAUGGUUUGAGGGCAGCGUU
Molecule: messenger RNA, 6157 nt
Organism: Perognathus longimembris pacificus (Pacific pocket mouse)
Lineage: Eukaryota; Metazoa; Chordata; Mammalia; Rodentia; Heteromyidae
Gene: Arap2
Product: ArfGAP with RhoGAP domain, ankyrin repeat and PH domain 2
Exons: 32
Coding region: 323-5434 (1703 amino acids)
Biological process (GO): positive regulation of GTPase activity; signal transduction
Molecular function (GO): GTPase activator activity; protein binding; phosphatidylinositol-3,4,5-trisphosphate binding
Source: RefSeq, a predicted model, not a curated record